Solea senegalensis (Senegalese sole) is the source of this 3159-nucleotide messenger RNA. It is a transcript of the gene skp2, whose product is annotated as S-phase kinase-associated protein 2, E3 ubiquitin protein ligase. The record is from RefSeq and is a predicted model, not a curated record. Bases 129 to 1385 code for a protein of 418 amino acids. Gene Ontology annotation, molecular function: protein binding. The transcript has 10 exons. Lineage: Eukaryota; Metazoa; Chordata; Actinopteri; Pleuronectiformes; Soleidae.
CAGUGACGUAGCAGUAAAUGAAAAACAGGGCGCUCCGCUGCUGGCAGUGAGUAUUAAAGCGUCCCUGUGAGAAGGAGCAGAAAAGAGAGAAAAGCACCGGGUAAACAUUGACGAGUGAAGCAGGAGCUAUGAACACAGACAGCAUGCCUCUGCAGGAGCUGCCCUGCCUCAGCCUCCAGGGCUCCAUGCUGGCUCAGUCCCACAAGCGUAAGUCCAGACACUGCCCGAGUGAGGGUCUGGACACAGAGUGCACCCCGACAGAUCUCAUCCUGCAGAGCUCGCCCCGACACAAGCUGCAGCGGCUCGUCGGCAAAGGCAAAGAAAACGACUGCGGGCACUUUGUUCUGGCCAAGAGGCCGAGGAGGAAGAAGGAGCCCACGUCAGCAAUUUCGUGGGACCACCUACCAGACGAGCUGCUUCUCAAGAUCCUCUUCUGCCUCCCCCUGCAGGAUCUCCUCAGGAUGUCCAGAAUCUGCAAACGCUGGCACCGUUUAGUGUUGGACGAGUCGCUGUGGCACAGCGUGGAUCUGGAGGGUUUGACUCACAUGGAUUCAGCUCUGCGGCAGGUUCUGAAAACAGGGCUCCGCAGGCUGCGCUGCCCUCGCUCCUUCAUGGAGGAGCUGCACCUCCCAGGCUCAGGGCCUCUACAGCUGGUUCAGAUGGAUCUGUCCAGUUCCAUCAUCCCCACCUCAGCUCUGGAGAGCAUCACCCGUCGAUGCAGUGAGCUGGUGUGUCUCAGUCUGGAGGGUCUGCCGCUCUCUGACGCCGUCAUCGAUUCUUUGGCUAAGAACACAAACCUGCUGCAGCUGAAUCUGAGCGGCUGCUCUGGCUUCUCUGCUGCUGCCGUCGCUGACAUGAUCAAAUCCUGCUCCAGUGUGGAGCAGCUGAACUUGUCCUGGUGUGAGUUCAGCACUUCUCACGUGAAGAGCGUGGUCACAAACCUGAGCUCCAGCGUGACACACCUCAACCUCAGCGGCUACAGAGAGAGUCUGAAUCUGGACGAUGUGAAGGUGCUGGUGGUCCGAUGUCCUCGCAUUCAAACUCUAGAUUUAAGUGACAGCACUCUGAUCAUGGCCGACAGCUUCCCCGUCCUGGCUCAACUCAAACACCUGCAGCAUCUGUCCCUGAGCCGCUGCUACCACAUCCACCUCGCCGCUCUCACUGACCUCGGCAAGACGCUGCCCUCGCUGUCCCUGCUGGACGUCUACGGCCUCGUCCCCGACAACCAGCUGGCCACGCUGAAGAAAGAGCUCCCCCGCAUCUCCGUCAACUCGCGGCCGUUCUCCGGCGUCGCCCGGCCCACGCCCGCGAGCACGCUCGUCGGCGCCGUCAGCGGUGACCGCAGCAUGUAUGGCAGCAGGUGUCGGCUGAGGUUCACACUGUAAAUCACAGCACACUCACUCACUCACUCACUCACAGACAGGGGUCAGUAUUUCCUGCUGCUACAGAAACUGCCUUUAAUGUUUGCUGCUUUCACAGAACUGAGUCGCAGAGUGAACCAAAAUGACUCUUUUUUUUUUUUAUCAAAAAAAGGGAUAAUCCGGACUUUUAAAUGUGGUAUAUAAGCUGCAGACAUUGUCUCCUGUGAUUUUAGUCAUGUGACAAAAGACUCGCCAGCGGGGACAACAGGACAAACCGAUUUUACCAGCUUCACAAAAACGCUCACCUCAAUAAAUUCAUGCUAGCCUAUAAUAUCUUUAGAAUCUUUAGAAAAGUGCUAUUUGAAUAUUCUAGUGCACGAGAGAUGCAUUCAAAGACCCUGGUACAUUUCCAUCUCUUCUGCUGGAUCUACAGUGGUGUUGAGUGUUUAAAGGAGCAGCUUUGAGAUGCAUUCAGGGAACCUUAUGAAAUAUCAUCACUUGCAAACCUUGUGGUUCAUAUGUAGACGUGCAACAAAUAAGGUUGUCACUAGAGAAGAGAUUUGUUUUUAUACAAGUGCGAUCAUUGAUAAAAACAUUUUUUUUGUAUCUUUUUAAAUAUAUGAGAAUGUUCAUGGUAACUGACUUUUUAAAAAAAAAAUCAAGCUAAUCAAUCUCAUAUCCGUCCUGAGCUUCAUCGGAGCUACAGACAGACUUUCUUUCUCCAGAAAACUUAAGUUUGAAUCACCUUCCCCACUCCAAACCCUAUAGAGAAAAUUAGUGAUUUUACACCACGACACACAGGAGUGGUUGAUCCACUGCUGCCUCCAUGGUUCAGUUUACAUGUUAUUCUAUGAAAUCCUUUGUUCUGAUUCAUACACGUGAAAAAAGGCCAGCAGUGAAACAGUGCGCUAAAAAUCACUGAUUCUGAGAGUGAGACUUUUAACACCGAGACAAAGCAGUGAACGUGUUCUUAAAGUGGCAGACGUCGUAUGAGGUGAGCCUGUUUUAUUAAGUAGCUAAAGUCCUGUUUGUCCCCGUGGCCCCGCUAACUUAUCUUUCCACUGAAAGCGUGACUGCCACUAUGUUUUUUGAGCCUUAUGUUGCUUGUGUAACUUUGAUCACUGUAUGAUUCAUUUUCUUCCUCACAGUAAACACAACUGGCGAUUCCUCUCGUGAUGCUAAUGCUAAGCUCACGGUCGUAGUAUACUAAACUUGAAUCAAGUGACACACGCACACACAAACAUUGGGACGUUGGAAGUCUCAUCACUAAUGAUUGGUAUUUACGAUGUCUAUACAUCACAUUACUUGAAUUUUUUGCGCUCAAGUUCAAAUAUUUAAAAUCAAGCUGCUGAAGCAAACGACGAGGAUCCUGUGACGCGACCCACGCGAAACUUGAAAUAUGAGGAAUAUUGAACACUUGAACUAUCCCUUUAAGUAGGAAAAAAGAAAGCGUCGAUGUAAAUGUUGAAUCGGGGUUCGUGUUUUAAUGUCUGAACAGAGUGUUAUUGAAUAUUUCUGACGUUUUAUUGUGAUGUUGAGUUGACUUGUUUUUUGUUUUGUUUUUUAAAUCGGAAAAAAGUUUUUAUGUAAAAAAGAUGCCGUCGUUUUUUUUAUCUCCACAUUUUCCAAAUGUUAACUUGAAACUUGACUCGCUGUGUCACUGUUUUUCCAUCAUGAUGUCAUCACGUGGCUGUCGAUGGAAAACAAGUUUGUAUUAAUUUCCCGAGUAAAUCAACUGAAUUUGAUUUCUCCAAUUACUUGAAUUUGGUUGUUAGAGAAUAAAAAGUUAAUUUGGUAA